Messenger RNA from Diuraphis noxia (Russian wheat aphid), 873 nucleotides. RefSeq lists its product as uncharacterized. Gene Ontology annotation, cellular component: membrane. Lineage: Eukaryota; Metazoa; Arthropoda; Insecta; Hemiptera; Aphididae. The record is from RefSeq and is a predicted model, not a curated record. Gene Ontology annotation, biological process: cell division.
CGGAUUCGAAAAUCAAUAUAAUAUACUACACAUUUUAAGAGCCACUUCAGAGAAACUACGUACUUGCAUUGGAACGCGCCGGGAAAACUAGAAACUUCCGACGUGAUCACGUGAUCGUCGGACGCAGCGAAAUGAAAACCGACGUCGGGAAAUCAUUYGUCGUGUGCUUGUUUGUGCUGAUAGCGAGUAGCUCAUGUUUCCAGGAGCACAUCCAAGCACUAACAGCAAAAGUGAACAGACCGCCAGGGAAUGUACCGCGCGAAAGAAUCAGUUCUACUUCACCRUCAUGGGAGUCCAAUGGCAAUGAAGUAGGAAGGUCUUGUACGUCACAAUGCAGUUAUAGCAAUGAAAGAUAUCGUUUAUUUGGGUACGACUUGAGAAACUUGGUUACCAGAAUUGCAAACAACUGGUGGAUAAUUGUUGUGUCAUCAGUUCUACCAUUCAUUGUCUUCUGGCAGAUCAAAUACAAUAUGAGACAUAAUCUCCACGACUGGGAAAAUUCUAUCAUUCAAAAAGAAAAGGCUGACACCCAUUCCAGACGACUAACACUACCAGAUUUAACUUUAGCUAAACAUGCUCGAAGGGAGUCAUUGGCUGAAUCUGCCCAAAAACACAUGAAUCAUCCAAAAAAGAUGCCUCAAUGCAACAUUUCACAAUUUAAGAAUAUGAGAAAAAGUUCAUUUGAAAAAAAUGAAGAACUGAUAGGGGACUCAAAGAGAGUUCACAUAAUUAGGCGACGCCAUUAAUGAUUUGUUUAGUACUUAAGUAAAAAUGUUUACAUUUUUAUCUAGUAUGUGCCAAUUUUUUCUGAGUCAGUAUACCCAAAUAUUGUAAACUUAAUUUCAAUAAAUAUAAAAGUUGUUGAAGACUAAA